This is a messenger RNA of Candidozyma haemuli, 357 nucleotides long. RefSeq lists its product as uncharacterized. The transcript has a single exon. NCBI's taxonomy places the organism in Eukaryota, Fungi, Ascomycota, Pichiomycetes, Serinales, Metschnikowiaceae. The record is from RefSeq and is a predicted model, not a curated record. Gene Ontology annotation, cellular component: transcription elongation factor complex. Bases 1 to 357 code for a protein of 118 amino acids. Gene Ontology annotation, molecular function: RNA polymerase II complex binding. Gene Ontology annotation, biological process: transcription elongation by RNA polymerase II.
AUGGGCAAACGGAAGGCCGCGGCAAAGCCGCAAAAGAAGAUCAAGGUGAAGCUUGACACAACAUUUCGCUGUUUGUUCUGCAAUCAUGAGAAGUCUGUCAUCUGCACUUUGGAUAAGAAGAAUGGGGUGGGCGACUUGGCUUGUAAAAUCUGUGGUCAGAGCUUCCAAACUGCCAUCAAUUCAUUGUCGCAACCCGUUGAUAUCUACUCCGACUGGAUUGAUGCUUGCGAAGACUUGGCCGAAGAGGCAGAAAUUAAGGGCGCAAAUUUGGAAAACGACGAGGAUGCUUACAGCGACGACGAGGAUGCUCCUGCUAGGUCAACCCGAGACCCUGUCCUUUCUGAUGAUGACUACUAA